Messenger RNA from Cladophialophora yegresii CBS 114405, 3726 nucleotides. RefSeq lists its product as uncharacterized. Lineage: Eukaryota; Fungi; Ascomycota; Eurotiomycetes; Chaetothyriales; Herpotrichiellaceae. The record is from RefSeq and is a predicted model, not a curated record. The transcript has a single exon. Bases 1 to 3726 code for a protein of 1241 amino acids.
AUGCAGACCGCUGCCACAGACCCUUUCUUGUUAGAUAUCCCAGAUGUUCCGGUUGUUGCCAUGCCUCCUUCAGAAACAUCAAGUGUCACCAUGCCUGAAGUUGCUUCCAGGCGGUCAGACUCUGAACUCUCUUCCCUCGUAUUCGAAGCGCAACAGGACUUCGACGCCGAAGCCUACUUCAAGCAGCAUUUCGAAGAAGAACAGCGAAAGGAAGUCGCUAAGGACCAGGCGCAACGACAGAAAGUAGACUUCGAGCGAAAAGUUCAGCGACAGGUUUGGUUGGACGGCCUGGAUUAUGAGCAAUGGGAUAAUAUGACGAGGAACCACCUCCCAUAUCACGAAACUGGUGAGGUCAAUGUGGACGAUAUGAAGGCUGGGAAGGAGGCAGCCGGACUUCUCUAUGCUCAGGGCUUCUACUGGCCUACCGAAACUAACCGAAAUGAGGAAACCCCCUCUGCAUUGAUACCCCUGCGAGACCUCAAGCGCUUCCCGCUACCUCGGGUUGAAUGUCGGGACAGCCCACCAGAAUACACCGACUGGACUCGGGGUCAGCAAGUCCUUGUACGUCACGAUUCGCACAAGAAGAUCCAGUUCGAAGAUCCAGUAACCAGAGAGGUGCAAUUCGUGCAAACAUUUGGUUCAGCUCCCUGGAACAGCUACAAGUAUUUCAACAACGAGGAGCUGCGAUCCCUCAAAUGCGCUCACCACAUCAACUUCUUUGGCCGGGCUGUGCCUCAUCAGUCUGGCACCCGCCCAGCGACCACAAUCGCCAUUCUGAAGUCCAAACCAAAGAACCUCAAUGUCACAACUCCGGACGGUCUCUGGAAGAGCGCCGUUAUGGAAUGUGCGACACAAAUGUUGGACCCCAUCCUUUACCAUGGCACGCCCGAGGUUCUGGAUACCCUUCGAGGGACUGACCUGGAAGAUGCAUGCAUUGGCCACGCCGAGAUCAUAUAUAGCUCUCUGGGCUGGUGGGACCAAGACACUUAUCCCGACGGACAAUGCCCUGCUGACUCCGAUGCACUCGUCCCAUCCAGUUGGCCUAAAGGGUCCAUCGUCAUGAAUGGAGUUUCCGAAGGAUUCGCGUCACGGUUGGAAAUCAUGACCUCUUCCACCGAGGAGAAGAAAUCCGACGAUAUAGCUCGCAAGGCCGCUUUCCAAGGCCGCGUGGCUAGAGGACGUGUGAAAUCCCGACUCGGCGUGCGCUGCUGGACUCAUAGACAUACCACCCAAGAAAUGGUGUUUGUGGCUCGAGCGAGAACCGGCUUGCUGACUCCGUCAUUCGCGAGCAGUAAGUAUUCAACGACGGUGACUAGUUCUGCGACUGAGCAUACGCCCAAAUCGACAACUUCAAACGUGGAUAUUGCCUCAUCAAGUUGCACUCCGGUCCUUGCUACACCAACUGAACAUACGCCCCAUCCGACAACGUCAAACGUGGAUAUUGCCUCGUCCCUAAGUCGCGCUCCGGUCCUCGUUACACCGACUGAUCGACCUGCGCCUGUGUUUGUCAGACCUGCACGUCAUGUAAGUGUCGUCGUCAAAUCACGUGAAGAAUUCAAUGCGCAGAUUCAUGCCUUUGACGUCGCAAAUGGUCUUCCAUUUUCCGAGAAGUGGGAGGAUGACAAUGAGGCUAAUAUCGACGAGGCCAAUGACGAGGACGAUGACAAUGAAGAAGGAAAAGAAACAACCGAAACCAAGUCGUGGCGCCAACGUAUGAGAGAUGAAGAGCUCAAAGAUGGCCUUGGCCCCGUCUCUGAGAAAUGGGAUGAUGAAUUCGAGCCCGAACAUGCCGCAGCACCAACCACCCAACAGUCGGCUCCCGAGGAUGCCGCCUCCCAACUAGCAGACACUCAAGCAGUAGUCGCUGAAGUCACAACCUCGGAGCUCGACCGAAAACUGUGUGAACAUGAUGCUCUCACUGGAUUUCAACCUGCUUCGAAAGUCUGGGCUGACGACGUCGAUGAAGAUGAAACUCUGGCGUCGUCUUCGUCAUCAGGUGAAGUCGAAAUGCUUAUCGCAGUUGACUCCGCUAUGGUCGUCAUGUCUCAUAUGCCCAACACAAUCGCUACAGCUCUUGCCAAUUUGGAGAACCCCGUUGAGGCUGAUGUUGCCUCCAAUGUUGAGCGCGGUGUAGAAGCUGACCUCCUUGCGAAGGUACAGUCUUGUGCCAGAGGCCAGUCCGCUGCUAUUGAAGCUCAGGUUUCUGUCAAGGUGUCGCUCCCUGCAAUUGUGGUUGAAGACGUCGACUCAAAUGGACACCGUCGAGUGGUGUCAGCAUCUUCCGCUGACUCAACAACGAAUAUCAGCACCCCACAGACUUCUCCUGAGCUAGAGGCAGAGGAUGACAUCAACAUUAUAUAUGAUAAUGCUGAGAACGACGGUUGCAAUCAGCCUUCCCUUUCAAAAGUGCUCGAACCAUCCGACACUGGGUACGUUGACGACAUGGACUUGGAUGAAGAACAUGAGCUUCAACACGGCGAGCCAUUUGUCCUGACAUCCGUGCAGUUGACCGGCGACAAGGUUCGAGGUGCAUUGGAUUCCCCAGUGGCGCCUUCUGCUCCCUUUUCGCCUGCUGGUCUUGUCGCUUUUCACCGAGAUGUUGUACGUAUUCCCGGCCUUGGGCUGGUCAACGAAGAUGACGUGUCAUAUACACCCCCAGCGACCACAAGUCUGAAACUUCAGUCAUCAGCAAUGGUUGCAUGGAUGUCUGCAGAGCACCCUGACCUAAUCAUUGCACGGCAUCUUCAGGUCGUUGCGUCUGCAAUCCCGGCUAUGGUACCUAACAUGGUGUUGCCAGGAUUGCACACCUUCGGCAAUGGUGCUUCGACGUCAAUUCUUCCUCGUCAGCGGAUCGGUUUGGUGCACUCACCACUCAUGACAUUCGACCCAGAGGACUAUAUUCCCAACCGAGUCAUUGAAGAAAUCGUUGAUGACGAAGAGGAAGUUGAUGGCACCGUCGUCAACGAGAACAUCAGCUCGUUGCACGACAUCCACCUCAGUACCUUGGUCCUCUAUAAUACAGCAUUGGAGUCUACCACCGAAGACGAGUCCCAUACAUCAUCAUCUGAGGCGAGCCUGUCGACACCACCGACGUCGGCUGGGUCAUCCACAUCCGACGGGCGUAGAAGCCGCCACGUGCAUUUCGACCUUCUGGAAAGUCGUAAGUCGUCGCUGGCCACGACUGCCUCAGCAUCUUCAUCAAUGGCUACACUAUGCGAGAUCGGAGCUUGUUUCCCACCAUCGACAUUCGAUCAAUGGCCGGGUUUCGAUAACGACCGUCAUCCGGAGAUACCAGAACAUACGUCUUCAUUGACCUCUAGUCGAGAGCACGGUGUCGCGGAGACCUGCUCGUCAUCGAAAGUUUCCAGGAAGCGUGACACGUUCGCCAACGUCGAGGACGGUGCCGAAAUCCUCACUCCUCGUCCAGACCUGCCGACCUUCCGUCGAACUCGGUGUGAUUGGCAGCACGCCAGCUGGAGCUCCAUUGGUCGCAAACUGACGAAGAGUCGACCUGCAACGGUGACAACGACCAAAGUUGCUACCACUGUUCGAUCCCGCGACGGUGUCAUGACUCGCGCCAACAGCAAUGAAAGUCAAUUCUUCGAAUUCCCGGAGUCCAGGCGUGUGAGCAACGAAAAUGGUGCUUCAAGGACGGGGCAGAAGACAAAGGGUUUCUUUAAGAAGGGUACGGAGAAGGUCAAGAAACUGCUUCUCAGGGAGAACUGA